CGGUCGAUCGCCAGUCUGGAAGGCUUGGCAACGCUGCACGCCAGACACCGGCAAACUACGUCCGAGCCGGCUUCGAGACUCGUGAGUGAAUUUUCUUCUUCUUCAAUUGCAAUCUACGUUUUUGGAUCAGUCGCGACUUGACUGUUACAACUGCAAGACGUUGGCGAUAUCUAGCCGGUAAUCUUUCUCCUGAGAAAUGUAUACAAAGUUGACAGUAGAAUUUAAGGAAAGUGGUUUUGUUAUAAACGUUUUCGCACCAUCUACUGAUUUAUUAUCCGCGCUGCUACAUAUACCGUGCGUAAGAAAAAAACUUUUUUCGAGUUGAAGUUCUUGUUUGACACUGUGCUUUUUUUAAUUUGACAUACCUCGUAGCUGUACGCAGCUGCCUAUCAAGAAGCUGCCUUUAUUCAGGGCCAUUUGUGAUACUAGAUUAUAAGUGAUAAAAGUAGUAGAGACGUUAGAUAAAAAUAUAAUAUAGAAAUGCCUGUUAAAUUCGAAGACGUUUUUGACUUCGGUCCCAAGAUGAAUCUGAUCGAUUACUUAACCGACGACACCUCGAACCCCAUUUCAGAUUUCCUUCUCCCCGACGAUAUAUGGAAUAAAUUCGAAAUAGAUCUAUCCGAUUGGACUGCUCUAGACAGCAUUCUCGCAGACGCGUCGAAGAUCACAGACGAUCUGCUAUGUCCUCUCGGCGGACACCCAGAGAUCAGAAACCACGAUUGUAUGUGGGCCGGGCACUGCGCCAGCAAAGAGCAUCCCGCAGACGAACCACGAAUGUCAACCGGAUGCAUCAUCCCGGUGCCGCCGCCUAUCAUGAAGCCACCGGUGAUGGAAAUCAAACAGGAGAAUCCCAAACCCUCGGGCCAACAGAGCUUGCUCAAAUCACACGUCAGAGCUGCGGCUCCAGCUAUUCUUCAGACUCCCCCCAUGUCCGACGAUGAAGAAGCGAAAGCAAAAUCUUCUAACAUAUUAAAAUUGCUGCAUGACGCUAUAGAUGAAUAUGAUAUAGAAGCGGACAGCGAUUUGUCGGACUAUUUCAAAGAUAAAGAUUUGAAAGACGAAGAGGAGGAGGAGGAGGAAGAAGAAGAAGAGGAGGAAGAAGUUGAAAUUAAGAUUGAAGAACAUGAUGUGAAACCUAGCGUCAGCAGACUUUACCAUGCUGCCGAGAGCGAUCAUAGCUACCACAAGGGCAAGCAGAGUGCCAUGCAGAUGGCUACCUUUGGAAUCGAGACUCCUUCUGAUUCAGAGGAGGAAAUAGAUGUUGUCAAUGUCAACAACGAGAAGUUCCCGUUCAAUAAAACGGCGGUGUUUUCGUUCCCCAAUAAUCCAUCGACGAAAGAUCGCCAACAGAUCCAGAUGCGUAUGGCAACUGCUAUAUCCAAGAAGCGAAUACAAGCCCAAGCUCAAGGCAUCAAGACUAUCAUGCCCGUUAGGAAAACAGCCACACCGGAGGCGUCACCUAUCAAAAGGAAACCCGUGGAAACCACAAGGAGUGGGAAAAAAACUCGGCAAUACAGAACACCGGUGAGCACUCCAUACAAACGUAGACAAUACGGCAACAGCAGCGAUAGCGAACCAGAACCAUCCGAGAAGAGAAGUUUACACAACAACAUGGAGAGGCAGCGAAGAAUAGACUUGCGCAAUGCCUUUGAAGAUCUGCGAGUAUUGGUUCCCGAAGUUAGCAAGAAAGAGAGAGCCGCCAAAGUGGUGAUCCUCAGAGAGGCAGCUCAAUAUUGCGAUUUCCUCACCAACACCUCCACAAAAUAUUCGAAACACUUCGAUGAAUUAAAAAAGAAGCAGGAAUUCCUUAGGCGGAGAGUGUCACAACUUCGAAGGAAUUUAGCAGCAAAUCGUUAAGUAAAUAUAUAAUUUGUAAGAAAUAAUGCGAUUUGUAGUAAAGGGUGUGUUUAGAAUUGUAUAGAAAAAUUCCGAGUAUCGGAGAGACUAAUGAGUGACUCAAAAGAGGGAAACAUCUCAGUUAUUUGUUAUAUUUUUGGUUUCAAAAAACAGAACUUGUUCUAGCAACAUUAUAUACAUUAUCUUAAAUUUUCAGUCUCGAAAGCACUAAUAGGCAAAAGCAGGUUGUUUUAUCCUGCGAUCAUUGUGGAUAGCUGAAGUGAUCCUGAGUUCAAAAAUACAACAAACAAAAAGAUGUUACGUUUACCAGUCGUAUUUUAUACCUUACAUUAAUUGUAAUUGAUUUUUGAAUGCCGUUUUUGUUUUUUCGAAAUUUGGUCACUCACUAGUAGCUACACACCCUGUAUUUAUAAAUUGUUAAAUAAUAAUUAGCUGUGAUUUGAUCAUUUAGGGGUUAGAAUAAUAGUUUUUGUUAUCGUUUAUAGUUUGCAAGGAUUCACUUGUUUUUAGUUACUUGUCAGAUACUUUUAAUAAUGUCUCUUUUUGAAUUUUUUGGUGAUAAAAAUCUUUGUGAUAACACCUGAUUUUUUCCGUAUAUCGCAUAUUUUUUAGUUUAGAAAUUUUCAAGUAGGUUACUUACUUCUUUUUUAUUUUCUUUAAGAAGAAAGAGCAAAACAUUUAGAGGUAUUUGAAAAGCAAUAACUUUUGUUUUAAUGAGACAUUCUAUAUUUCUGGUGUUUUUCUUUUUUUUUGUAUUUUUUUAAAUGUUUUUGUUAAGUUGAAGUCAUGCAAUUUUAAGUGUGUGAGUUAGAACUUUAAUUUCGCCAGAGUUUUAUCUGGCUUUUUUUUAUCUUCGUCCGGACUGACGAUCCAUCAAACAGUCCUAACAUCUAUCAAGAAAAUUAACGGCACUCUUUCAGUUAUAAGUAAAAAAACUUAUUGCAAUAAGUAGAAAACUUAUUGCAGAGUCGUCAUCUGGCAUAUAAUUUGAAAUAUGAUUUACCAUCUAAGGUUUUCCUGAUGAACUAUAUAUUUUAAUUGCUGGGUAGUUCACUUCAAUAUUUUCCAUCGCUUUGGAGUGCUCAUUUAACACGGACUCGCUGGUCCACCACUAAGAAUAAUAUAAAUUUAUUUAUAAGGUCACGAUAGAUUAGUUAUCCCACUCUACCUGCUAUGUACAAGACUGUAGAAGCAUUAUUUGAGUUCAUUUCGUUCUUGAUAUAGAGAUAAUGCUAUUGAUCACAUUAUUGUGACUUAAAGUAACCUGUAACUCGGUUUUCACUUACUGACUCAUGUACAGACUUCUUAUAUGUUGCUGAUACUCAUUAAAUCGACAGUAAUAAGUUUAUAUUUGUAAUGUGACUAUCAUUUUACACAAAAUUUUGCCUGCACUGUUAACAAAUCUGAUGGAACUCAAUACACAAACAGUGGUGCUCACAUGAAUGCCAUACUUCAGCGACUCAUCUAUAGGCCCAUAAUUAACAUCUAGUCCGGGAUUACAGACUCAUACUCAAAAGUAACAGCCCAAGUCAAUGAUCCUUAAAAUAUGGACGGUCACGAACUAUUUCCAUCUCUGAUUCAAUAUGGAUUCAUUUGAAUACGUCCUAAGUAUCCACACUUGUAAGUCAUUAGAAGAAUAAAUGGUAUAAAAAAUUGACCAAAACUGACGAAUAAAAUUGACCAAUAGUUAUGGAUUAUACCACAUUGUGUCCUCAAAUGGUUUGUUUAUGAUUGUCAAAUUUGAGGGUUAAAAACAAUGAAUUUACUCCUACUUGUAGCGUCACUUAGGUUCAAAUAUGAUUGGUUACCUAAAAGAAUUGUGACCAGCAAGUCUUUUCAAAUUUUCAAAAGUGUUAAAUCAGGAGUUAUUUUCACUUGUGAGUUAAAAAACAGCAUAUUGUUGUUAUGCCUUCAAAACUUGUGUUUAUGAUGAGACAGUGUUCAGGUUUUGCAGACACAUCUACAUACAGUCACUGUAGUACCGUAAGAUGUUGGGUACAUAAGAAAAUAUUUUGGCAGUGAAAUUAUUAUAAUAUAAUAAUAUUUAAGCAUAUUAUGCUUAAAUAUUUAAAAAAUGAUGAUGAGUGAUUGAUAAAAAAACGAAUGUGUGUGUACUUUGUACGCACGUAAGAAGUUAUACUUCAUUAUAUAAUUUCAACGAAAUAAAUAUACUUCACAGUUUAUUUGUAUUUUAUUUAAAUAUUAAACUAACUUUAAUACUUACCUACCACUUUCAAAAAUUUUUUAUUAAAACAAUACCAAAAAUUAUAAAAAAAAUAUAUAUAAAUCGUCCGCGAUUUGAACAGGGGACCUCUCGAUCUCUGGUCCAAUGUUCUACCAACGAAGCUAUCAAGCCCUGUGUAGGUGACGUCUCGGAUAUAAUUACACAUCACGGUGACAAAUAGAUCAAGUGAAGGAUAACAAUGUUCUAAUAGAUACUUUAUUAUCUUACUCCCGAGGAAGACAAAUCCAAAGACACAAAAAUUAUUAUUAAUAAUACAUUUACUAAAAACACUAAUAUAUUCUUUUAAUGACUUAUUUGCGCUGAUACAUACAUAACUUGAAAGAUUAGCAACAAACUACAUACUGUAUGUGUGCGCAUGCGCCCAGAAUAAUAAAAUUUCGCCCUCGCACCUAAAGAAGUAUAACUUCAAAAACUAGUCCAUGGUUUGCACAAAAUAUGGAUAUGGAUAUACAUAUAUGGGCAGUAGAGAAUAAUGACAUCCACAGUUAUUAUUGAAAAUGAAGUAUACAAGAUACAAGUAAUUUACAUGAGUUAAACGAAUGUUCUGAAUCUUAAAAAAUAGCUUCUUGAUGAGUUCACUUUGACUCUACAGUCACUCUUUGAAUAUUUGUUAUAGCUUACGAUUUUUAUUUAGUCUUAAGUACAGACCUGCAUUUUUAGGUUAGAUUUUCAUUUUUAUAGUUCAUAUUGAAUAAUUAUAGGGAAAGCACUACACCUAUAAAUAUAUUUGUUAUCUAACGCAAAAACAUAUCAAAAUUUUGAUGUUUACUUCUUUAUAAUAAAGGUCUAACAAAUUUUUGGCAUGUUUUAGUACACUUUACAUACUUAAAAAUCAUAUGAAAUGAUAAUUCAUAGAUAUAUAUCGAAAUCCGUUUAGAGUGGGAUCCAUAUAGACCUUUAAAAACUUAUUUUUCUACAGAAAUUUAUGUUAUUCUGUUCGAAAACGCAUAAUACGCUUUUUAUAAUAUUGUGUUAUUGUAUAUAUGUAAAUGUAAUGAAACGAAACGGUGUAAAAAUCUUAUCAUUUUACUUUUUGUAAGUUUUAAGUGCUUUUAUUGUUAGUUAUUUUUAAUAUUGUUGAGUUAUACACAAAACUAAUCUUUUGGUGUGUUAAAUGUUCAUUAAUGAAUUUUUGUUAAGAGGAUUUCUACUUAUUUAUUCAUAGUGAUCGUAGUAUCAUCGAAAGAAAUGUAUAUCUGAACAGAUUUAACUGAAACCCUUAAAGUCACUUGAACCCCAUUAAGGAACAUCUGACGUCUGUCAUGUCUUUUCCUCGUGGUUGGAAUUGGAAUUUUCAUUUCUGUAAGCUUGUUCUUAUGUUGAUUAUUUGCUCCCAAAUAAAGGCAAAUCUGUUGAGUAAUUAAAUAGAAAUCCUCUGAUUUGAUGAUUUGUUUAAUACGUUUUGUUCAAGUUGCCAUCUUGGAUGUAUUGGUCUCUUAAUAUUCAUUAUUGGUUCAUGGUAAUCGUUAAAUAUAGGUAAAACCCCUUUUAUUUAUUAGUUCUACUCAGAUUUUACCUAAAUCGUCUGCUACGUGAUAUUAAAUUUAAUUGAAGGGCCAAUCAAAAAUAAAACAAGUACAUUCAGUACUGCUAACAAAAUUCGAAUCUACGAUGACAUUGUUUAACAUCUAAAAUGUUGACAAGGUUCUUGCCACAUUUAGUUUACAGUAAUAAUAAUAAUAAUAUCGUAUGGCAUUUUUGCCGGGGAGAUCCUUUCGGACAGUUCCGGCGCCAUUUACAUCUUUAACCCUGUUUUAAGUAACUAGUGCCGAUGUACACUAGCCCAGGGGGACCGACGGCUUAACGUGCUCUCCGAGGCACGGUGAGACGGCUCGUGUCAUUAUUGGAAAUGAAAAUGGUUUGUCUUUGGCAGGGCUCGAACCCACGUGCACUGGCGUAUGAGGCCAGCGAUUAUGCCGUUACACCACGGCCGCUCACAGUUUACAGUAAUAAUAAUAAUAUAUGGAAUUUUUGCGGGUGUGAUCCUUUUGGAUUGUUCCACCAAUUACAUCUUUAACCCUGUUUGAAGUAGCUAGUGUCAAUGCGCACAAGCGCGGGGAUCGACGGCUGUACGUGCCCUUCAAAGCAUGGUACGUUUUACAUUUACAGUAAAAUCACCAAUAAUUACCUAAUUAUAUUUUCUUAUAUACUUAACCUUUUCAUUUAAAAUCAUGUUCUGACAAGGUCUGAUUUGGAGUUAAGUUGAAACCUGAAAACUGAUGGCUGAAGAACUAUGCAUGAUAAUUGCUAACAAAGUGUUUAUUUAGAGAACCAAUCACAACAGACACGUGAAAUAUAUAAAAAAAUGCUCAAAGUGUUAUAUAUUUUGUUAUAAUUAUUAUAGUGGUGUUUUUUCUUAGUUCAUAUGCUACUUAUAUUAAUGGGAAUUUUUCGUGCAUGAUAAAAAUUUGUAUAAGUCUUCCUCUGCACAUAGUAGUUUUAGAGUUUAAAAAAAGUCGUGAGAAGAAGAGAAUUGUUGUGUUCAUCAUAUUUUACAGUAUUUUAUACUUUUGAUAAAAUAAUUAUAAAUACAAAAAAAUAUAAAAUAAUAAAAAAAACCAAAAAAAAUGUAAAAUAAUCGGGUUUUCAACCGGUAAAAUGGCCUACAAGAGUUUCUUAAUCUUGCAUUAUGUGUUUAAAAUUGUUGCAUUUACACAGUUGGACCUGUAUUUCUUAGAUAUGUAUUUGUUUGGGGAAAAGUACUUGGUUUAUAAUAACGCUAAAAUAACCUCACAUCACGAUAUAAAAGACUAUAUAAUAUGUAAUCAAAAACCCAUCUGUGACAUUUUUUUAGGAUUUUAUACUCACGCAUUUUUUAUAUUUCUUCUUUUAUUUUACGUUUAUUUUCAUUAACUUUCUUCUAUCUGUCUGUUCGGGAGGUAUUUUGUAAUAGAAUUUUGAACCAACUAUUCGGUGAAGAGAGACUUGAAAUUUUAAACACAGUUCAGAUCAUUGUAUUGGAAAACGUUUCGUGUAUGAUUUUAUAUACAACAUCAGACUAUAUGAGACAAUGAGACAACAUUUAUGAAAUGAAUAAUAUGAACUAUUGUAUAAAUAUUUACUACUUACUCUUUACUCUCUUCAAUGCUAUAGCAGGCUCCCCCCGUUUUUAUUUUUUAUUUUAUAAGUAUUUUCAAAGUUAUUUAAAUUCAAUAUCACAAUUUUUUAGAACAAUUUGUAUGGGAUUAUAAGUCUGCAUGCAUAGCUUUAUAAAUCUCUCUAGAUGUAUAAGAAAUUAUUUUAUACUUUUUAAAAACGUUUUUAUUUUUUAUUUAAUAAUUAUUUUGCCCAUUUUUUUAAUUCGAUUCCUCAAUAAUGACAUAAUCCCAUGAUAACAUAAUAAUCUUCAAUAAGUGUAGGUUUGAUAGUUUAAUACUGUUUAUAAUUUAUAAGAGUGAAAAGGUUAUUCAAAAAUUCAUUUUAAUAACCAAUAAGUACUUUUUCACAAAUAUACUGAAAUGCUUUAAAACCGUUAACCUGAUAAAAAACAAAAGAUAAAUAAAGUAAACGUUACUUUUAGUGAAUUUUGAGUGAUAAUAUCGAUAAGUAGUUAUAGGUUUUAGAAUUAUGUAAAAGUAACAGGGUGCACUUUAAACUCAGGAGUGUUUUUUUCUUUUUGUACAGUUAGUGUUAAUUAUUCGUAGGAAAAGAGAAGAAAAUGUCGUUAGAAGAGAUAAAUAAUUUAAAAAACGUUUCUAAAAAUUGCUUAUUGCUUAACUAAAAAAUGAUAAAAAAUUGUAUUUUAUAAAGAGGUCCAAUGACAUGUGUAUGUAGUUUAUUAUAUUUCUAUGAUUAACUAUUUAGAUGGGAAAUAAGCCACAAUUAAAUUGAAAAAAUAAUUUUAUCAACGUUUCGAAGCCCAAAUCGGGUUUCGUUGUCAAAAUACAAAAUACUACUAAAUUAAACAAAAAUGUUGUUGCUUAGUAAGAUUUUGGCUUCGGAACGUUAAUAAAAUUAUUUUUUCAAUUUAAUUGUGGCUUAUUUCCCAUCUAAAUAGUUAAUCAUAAAAAUGCCACAAGGAAAUAGCUUCAGAACAACAUUAUAUUUCUAUACUACAUUCAAAACCAAUAUUAGCUCGAGGUCACGCCCAUCGGUAGGCGUGUCGUGAUGUCACGACAUACCCACCGAUGGAGUGAUAGCUAGCUCAGCUUAUCUUGGUAUUGUUGUAGUUUAGUCUUCAUAUCCACAUUUGGAUGAGAAAAAUGCUCACAUUGAAAUAUAACGCGUACAAAUCACAUUUGAUAGCUUACCAAAAGGUCACGUGGCAAGUUACGUAGCACAAUGUCACUAGUUUUAAUAACUAGUGAGUAACAAUUGUCACUGGUGACAGUUUUAUGAAUUAUAAUGUGAUAGUGCGUAUAAUGAGUUCAUUAUUCCUGUUGUGAAAGUAUAAAAACUCGGUUACAGUUUAUAUAUCAAAAUGCCUAUUAUAAUGUGAUGUGCGUAUAAUGAGUUCAUUAUUCCUGUUGUGAAAGUAUAAAAACUCGGUCACAGUUUAUAUAUCAAAAUGCCUCUAUUCUUGUUAAAAAGUGGCUUUAAAAUUUUUGGAAACAUUCUUGAUAGUGAUACAUUUUUGUCAAAAGUGUUUCAAUUAAUUGUUAAAACCGUGACCAGACAUCUCGUAACGCGACAGUUCGUAACCGGGCAACUGGUAACGCACAAUUCGUAACAGCGACAGUUCGUAACGGCGACACUUCGUAACGGCGACAGUUCGUAACUAUACAAAUUCGUAACGGGUAAUUCGUAACGUCAAAAUUGAAUUAUUCUGUUUAUUUUUGUUAACGUGAAAACUAACUGUUAUUACAGUUAUAAUUAAAAUUUUGUUUAUUAAUUUAACGAAUCAGUACCGGGUAAAAUAUGUUCAAAACAUGUUAUUUUUCGUGUUUCAGAAUAUAUUAACAAGUCUUUAACACAAACAAAUAUUUAAAUACACACAAACUUUUAACAAUCUUUUUAAACGUUUAUCCCUCUUAUUGUUCCUUAAAUUUGCAUAUACCUAGACAAAGGAAUAAUGAAGUAAUUCCUCAAAUAUUUAGGCCAACAACCGUCUUCAGACAUUCCCAAUUUUCUAGUAAACAUUUUAUAAAGGAAAUAUUAUAAUUAUCCGUUAAUAUAAUAAACCUUGUGAUUGGUUAUAGCGUUGGGGUAUUCAAUCAACGGUUAUAGUUGAUACGAGGGAUGGCUUUUAAUACUUUAAUACUCGGUUUAAAUGUUUUUAUUAUAUUCUGAAACACGAAAUAUGAAAUGCCUUAAAAAUGUUUAUCCUGAUACUGAUUCGUUAAAUUGAUAAACACAAUAAUUGUUUUAAAAUUGAAAUUAUUGUAAUAACAAUUUCAUUUAUAAUUGUAAUAACAUUUAGUUUCCACGUUAACAAAAAUAAACAGAAUAAUUUAAUUUGGACGUUACGAAUUGUCCGUUACGAACUGUCACCGUUACGAAGUGUCGCUGUUACGAAUUGUCCGUUACCAGUUGUCCGGUUACGAGAUGUCAUGGAACCUGUUAAAACAUAUUGAGGUGACAGUUGUGUCUAGAGAUGCAAUUAACAGGUAUUUCAAUGUUGGCGUUAAAAAUUAAAUAGACUAUUUGGCAUAUAUUAGUUUUCUUCACAUUGCAAGAGAAAGAAACGUCAAAAUAUCUGCUCGAUGAACGUACCUGUGAUGUAACCUCGCUGUUGACCAAAUAUAUAGACUAUAAAUGCACAUAUUUGAUUUCUUCAAUGAUUUUGUUUUUCUAUUGUCCCUCUUAGUGGUAAAUAUAUAACAGGGCAAUUCUCUUAGCGACCACCAGCAGGGUCACUUCGACAAGGUCGGUCCCUUUGGGACGGGGGUAAUCGCGCCCCCUUUAAGUAUACAUAGAAAUUGGUAGAAGGAGCUGUAUGCUUAGUUGUAAGUCGGUGACUUUGCUAAAUGAGCAAAUAUCUUAUAUACGUUUUAUAAUAUAAUGAGCCCUAAGGAUGUAUGGCAUGAUUUUUAGCCUAAAUGAAAUAUACAGGGUGGAGUGAACUUAUAUAGUGGUAAUCAACUUAGUUGUAGUCAUUCAAUUUAAUCGAUACUGCCGUCGAUAGUAAUACAUAAAUAGGCAAUCGAUAAAUAUCGAUAGUUUUAUAGCGAGUAAACAUAAUCGAUUGUAAAAAAAUCAUUACCUCUUAGUAAUCGAUAACAUAUUGUGAAUAAUGUAUGGUGUUCUAUCGAUAUUUUCGUAGCAAUAGGCAUAUAUUAAGAAUCACGCCACCCUGUGUGUAUAUCGAUAUGUAUAAGUAAUGUUAAUAAACUUAUUGAGUGUAGUCUAUCGUUUUUAUUACUGUAUUAAAUAAAGAUAAUAUGCCAUAAUCCUAACAAUUGUUACUUAGUACUUAUCUAUCUUUUUCAAUUGAUCAUAAUCUUCCUUUAACUAAUUUUGUUAGUAAAAUUUAUAAGGAUUUGAUUAUAUUGUACCUUUAGUUCCUCAUAGGUUUUACAUAAUAAAAUGUUGGCUUGAAUAUA
Diabrotica virgifera virgifera (western corn rootworm) is the source of this 10584-nucleotide messenger RNA. RefSeq names its product transcriptional regulator Myc. Bases 481 to 1857 code for a protein of 458 amino acids. Gene Ontology annotation, molecular function: protein dimerization activity; DNA-binding transcription factor activity, RNA polymerase II-specific; RNA polymerase II cis-regulatory region sequence-specific DNA binding. The transcript has 4 exons. Gene Ontology annotation, biological process: regulation of transcription by RNA polymerase II. The record is from RefSeq and is a predicted model, not a curated record. NCBI's taxonomy places the organism in Eukaryota, Metazoa, Arthropoda, Insecta, Coleoptera, Chrysomelidae.